Messenger RNA from Magnolia sinica, 721 nucleotides. RefSeq names its product nuclear pore complex protein NUP98B-like. Lineage: Eukaryota; Viridiplantae; Streptophyta; Magnoliopsida; Magnoliales; Magnoliaceae. Gene Ontology annotation, cellular component: nuclear pore; nuclear pore cytoplasmic filaments. Gene Ontology annotation, molecular function: structural constituent of nuclear pore. The record is from RefSeq and is a predicted model, not a curated record. Gene Ontology annotation, biological process: RNA export from nucleus; post-transcriptional tethering of RNA polymerase II gene DNA at nuclear periphery; protein import into nucleus. The transcript has 2 exons. The coding region runs from base 293 to 670 and encodes 125 amino acids.
UUGAUGAAAGAAGCAAGGGUUAUCAGUUAUAAGCUGGUCUUAUCAAUAGUUCCUGAAAAUCUGCGAAACGAUCCUUGGUUCUUGAUACACCUGAUUUUUGUAAAUGAGCAAAAUUACACUUUGUCAUUUUACCUUUACAUGCUUGUGGCUUCUUGCCUAUUGAUGUUUACUCAAAAAAUUAAUUAUUUUUCAUUGGACUAGUCAAAUUUGAAUACUGAAUGUUUUUCUUUUGAUGAAUAAAUUUAGAAAAGUUUCAAAUUUAUCAAAGGUACUGCAUCUGCUCUAAGAUAGGAUGUUCUUGUUUUUAAUGUGGCUAUCUCACCACAAUAUGAUUUCUUGCCAUCCAUUCUUUUUUGUGUAUGCAUUGAUGGUUGGAGCUGGUUUACAACUGUUCUUAUUUUAUGACAGUGCUGCCAGUCAGAAUAAUGUGAUCGCGCAACUAGUGCCAGUUGAAAACUCAUUUGGAACACUCCCUGCAAUGUCUCAAAUGUCGAUUGGUCGUGCUGGCUCAGCACCCUCUGUCCAAUAUGGAAUUUCUAGCAUGCUUGUUGGCAACAAGCCCACUCUUGUCAGAGUUUCACCCUUACUGACUCCUAGGCACUUGUCUCAGAGAAGGAUUAGGUUGCCGGCAAGGAAAUAUCAUCCUAGAAAUGAUGGUCUGAAGGUGUGACUGUUUCCCUCAGAGAAAUACAACAAAAGUUCGUAAAAUAUAUCAUUCUGA